CUCUUCAUAUUGGAGGAUUUUGUGAUUUCGGCACCAACUUUGAAAAAAAUAAACAUGGAAACACAAUUGUCGCAUUUGCCCGAUUCUGGAAACCCAUGGGCUAAUCAAGAUAAAUCUUUGACAGCUCUUAAGAAAGCCCUUCUCCUAGGAGAGAGGACUGGUCACGUUGCAAAUAGAAGUGAGUAUGAAGAUGAGAAACUGGAUGAUGAAGCCCAUAGUCAGCUGCCAUCAAUUAAACUCAUACAGGUGUUAAAAAAGAUGAGUAAGGCAAAGGCAGAACUGAACAAGAUAAAUUUUGAGAUCCAGUGUCGUAUGCAAGAUAAGGAAACAAGAGAUAUAACCCAUUUAGACAUUCUUGAGAAGAGGAUAGCAAAGAUAAAAAGUUUAAACAGUCAUAUUGAAAGUGUGAUAGAGAGCAAAGAUCAGCUGAUACAGCGUUUACAGCAGCCAUUCCAGGGAGACUACCUUAAACUUGAAGCUCAGUACCACAAAUUUGCUUGUGAAGUGUUCCCACAGAUAACUCCACUUCUAGCAGAUCUCACAACAAACCUAGAGAAUAUUGUCUGGGCAAAGUCGCUCUCACUCAAGGAUGGAAGACUUGACGCUAUGAUAUCGGAGUUAUGCAGUACCCUCAGUGCCAUGCAGACCAGUUUCCAGUCAUACUGCCAAAUACAACAAAGUAUGGGACAGUUACAUAGUCUACAGACAGGAAUGUUACACUCGACACAUAUAGAUACAUAGUGAUAUAUAGUUUAAUGUGCAAACUUUGUAAAUAAUAAUUAUAAUCAUUGAUGAUUCUAUCCGUUAAUGGGCAAUUCUAGUUAGGCUUGGGAUUCAGUCAAAAAUCAAAAGCCUGAAAAUGUACAUUUUCAAGCCUGAAAUCCCUACUUUCAAUACAGUUAUACAGUGUAACUUCCGAAAACCGUACGACCUCCGGACCGGCCUAAAAGUUUGGUUUCCGGAAUUGAGAAGUUUGAAAGUUUGUAGGCAAAGUAGAUGUGGUGCACAAGAGUUAUGUUUUCUUACACGUAGGAUGAAGGAGAUUAUUAUCCUUUUUAAUUUUACAAUUUCAUAUAAAGAAAUUAAUCAAUUAAUUAAUUAAUUACAAACAUUAAGGACAAUAAAUACAUAAAUAACAAAUAUAAAAAGAAACAACACAUCUUUAAUAAUAGCAUUUACGCAAACAUUUUCUCGGGAGUCCCGAGUUCGUCAACAUUAAAUUUUAAUUAAUGUUGAUAAUGCACAGUUUAAUCAAUGUAACUAAAUUAAAACACCUAUCUUUUUUUCUCUCAAACAUUAAGAAAGUUUUUAACACGUAAGAUUUUUAAUUCAUCACGUUUUCAUUGAAUACAAAUGAAAGUUAUCGCUGAUUACUUCCUUACUUUUGCAUAAAAUGAUCAUUGUGAUUAUAUAGCGUGUCAAAAUAAAUGUGUGCCGUUAAAAGAACAUGUUGACAGCGUUUUUGGAUUAUCAGGUGACACUUUUAAUCCAGCAAAUAUUUUGCUGUUCGGUUUUCGAAAGUCAAGUUUUAGUGUUAAAAUAUAAACGGUGCUUCAAAAAUCGUCCGGUUUUCAGAAUUCGAAAGUUUCGGUUUUCAGAAGUUAAAAAUAUAUAGAAAUAAGAACAGAAAAAAACGAGACCUUGAGUUUCAUGCGGUUUUCAAAGGUUUCCGGUUUUCAGAAGUUACACUGUAUAGGGAAAUUCUGGCAGUCAAAAGCCUGAAAUCAGAACCAGUCCUGAAAAAUCCCAGGCCUGUCUAGUGUAAGAGAUGGUAAUUCAAGCGAAAAAUUCUGUACUUGAUCUUCAGCGGUCACAUCAAGGAAGUAUGGAAAGAAAAUAAUAUUGGACAUUAAAACUUUGGCAGCAAGUGUUGGUUCAGUAUCAAAAUAAAGGCUCAGUUAUUCUUGAACAUUUUGAUACCAAGGUAGAAUUUUAUUUUUGAAAAAGAUUAAAAGAAGUUGCCCAGGG
This is a messenger RNA of Mercenaria mercenaria, 1968 nucleotides long. RefSeq lists its product as uncharacterized. The record is from RefSeq and is a predicted model, not a curated record. Gene Ontology annotation, cellular component: HAUS complex; centrosome; mitotic spindle microtubule. The coding region runs from base 55 to 741 and encodes 228 amino acids. The transcript has 6 exons. Gene Ontology annotation, biological process: centrosome cycle; spindle assembly; microtubule nucleation. Lineage: Eukaryota; Metazoa; Mollusca; Bivalvia; Venerida; Veneridae.